Colletotrichum lupini is the source of this 342-nucleotide messenger RNA. RefSeq lists its product as uncharacterized. The record is from RefSeq and is a predicted model, not a curated record. Lineage: Eukaryota; Fungi; Ascomycota; Sordariomycetes; Glomerellales; Glomerellaceae. Bases 1 to 342 code for a protein of 113 amino acids. The transcript has a single exon.
AUGCCGGGGAUGACUUCUUUCAUUCGACGAGUGUUACCGCGAAUGUAUCGCAUGAAGCAGUAUACGCCUCAGCAGCCAGACAGGAAUCAGCCACGAACAGGGCGUUCCGUUGCUCGCCGCAUUCAGGACACUUUGGCACGCAUCACUACAAUCAGGAUAACGGGCAAUCGCUCGGGUUGGGAGAGCUCACAAGCAACCGUAAAGAGCAGCGGCACGGAGAGUUCAACAACUAGCGACCCAAGAUCAAACGCGUACAAAGACUACCUGACUUACGCACCUUAUGCGGACGGUCAGGAAGGGGGAACUGAGUUGAACACGUUGAGAAGUAGGGAGGUUACGUAG